AUGAAAAAUGUUUUAAGGAUCUUUAGAUAUUUAAUUAUUCUUAUAUAUUUUUUUACUUACUGCAAUAGUUUAAAAAAAGAAUGUAAAAACGAAUUGAAUAAACUAAAUAAUAAUUACUAUGAAAAAUGCUUACAAAAUUAUAAAAAGGUAAAUGGAAAAAAAUUUUUUUAUUUAGAGAAUAAAAAAAGUAAAUUAAAAAGACUAUGGGAUGAUUUAACGAAAAGAUAUUCUAGAUUCCAUACAUCUAAUACAAAUCCUAUCGGAAAAAAUGAAAAUUUAAUUGAAAAAAAGUUUAAUAAUUUCAAUUUAAGAGAUAAUUAUGAAAUAAUUAAUAAAGCUAUAAUAAAUAACAGUACUGUUAUUAAUGAAUAUAUAUUUAGAAAAUUGUUAAAAGAUAAUAACAUUGAAACAAUUAAAUAUAAAGAUAUUAAUACAAUAAUAAAAAUUAUAAAUGAAUACUAUAUGAAAAACAAUCAUAUUUUUUCUGAAGUUCGUAAAUAUGAAGUUAAAAGAGAAGGAAAUCAAAACAUUUUAAUCAUAUAUGUAAAUGAAUUAAUUUUAGAUAAAAAUUCAAUUAAAAUUAAUAUUUAUAAAGUAGAAAAGAAAAAAGAUGAAACAGAAAAUUUAAAAAAACAAGAUAUACUUGACCCACUAGAAAAUGAAAUAUAUACUAACAGGAAAAUUAUUUUUGAAAAAAAAGAUUUAAUAAAUAAAGAUAUAAUAAAUUAUGAAUUAAAGAGAAAAGAUAAAGUGAAUGAUAAAUUAAAAGAAUUUUUUAAAAAAAAAAUGAACAUUAAAGAGAACAGUAUUUUUACAUGGAAUGAAUACAUGUAUGACUUAAUAAUAAAGUCUAAUAUAUUUAAUUAUAUAAAUACAAAAUUAUAUGUCGAUAAAAUAUCUAAUAAAUAUAUAUUAGAAAUAAAUUUAAUAGAAAAUAAAAAUGUUAUUUUUAUUCCAAGUAUUUCUAAAAGUUUCAAUUCUUUUUUAGAAUUUUGCUUAAAUCUAUCUUUUGCUUAUUUUCAUCUUUUUAGAUAUUCGGAUAAAAUGAAAAUAAAAUUUUUUCAAAAUUUGAAUUAUAAAAAUAAUAAACAUAAUUAUGAUUUUGUUUAUUUAAAUGAUGUCAUUGAGAUAGAAAAGUUAAAGAAUAAUUAUCCAAAUUUUUUAAUAUAUGGUUUGAGUUUGAAUAAAACUUACAAAAAUGAAUUAGAAUAUCCUUCUUUAAAUAAAUUUAUGAAUUUUAUAAAUGAUGAAAAUAAAAACAAAGUAAGUAUAAAUGAUUAUGAAGUACAAGAAGAUCUUAGUUUUGAUUCAAAAUAUUCUAUUUAUGUAAAAGAUAUUUAUAAUUAUUUAUAUAAAAAAAAACUCUUCAUUUUUUUUAUUAAAAAAAUUAAUAACACUAUUUUUGAAGUAAAAAUGAAAAUAAAAAAAAAUUUAAUUCAUAAUUUUUUUUAUUUUAUAAAAUCAGAAAAAAAAAGUAAGUUAAAUAAUGAUUUAAGUAGAAAAAAUAAAUUAAAAAAUUUAUUCUUAUUUAAAUAUUUUAAGUUUAUGAAAGAUGAAGAAAAGUAUAUCUUGUUUAAUAAAUUAUAUAAUAUUUAUAAAUCUAAAUUCAAGUUUUCUUAUUCCUUAGAUGUUUAUAAUCAGAAUUUUUUUGAGAGAUGUAAUUUUUUAAAAAAAUAUUUUAAUAUUAACAAUAAAAUAGACUUAAUAUUUUAUUUAAAUAAUAAUGAAGAUUUUUAUUUAAAAAGUGAUAAUAAUACUAGCAAUAAUGAUAGCAAAAAUGUGCAAAUAGAAUUAUUAUCUUUUUUAAAAAACAUUAAUAAAAAAGGAUAUAUAUUAGAUAAAAUAAAUAAUGUUUACUUAAAUUACACUAUUUAUUUUUGCCAAAAUUAUAGAAUCAAAUUAUCAAAUUUAUUUUAUAAAAUAAAUAAAUUAAAAACAAAUGAUGAUAAGAAAAAAGAAAAAUCUUUAUGUAAUGAAGAUUCACUUUAUGCUAUUCCUUUGUAUAUAUGUAAAAUACCUUUGGAUAAAAUUCAUCUUUUAUUGAAUUUAGAAUUUUCUUUAAAAAAAAAUAUAUGGAAAUAUAAAAAAAGCUAUAAGAAUAAUAAGGAAGAAAAAAAGGAAUAUAACAAUGAAAAUACAUUUAAUAUUGAUAGAAAAAAGUCACAAGAUAAUUUAGUAAAUAUUAAGGAAGAUAUUCAGCAAAUAAAAGUUUUUAAUAAUAGAUCUAAAAAUGAUUUAAUAUAUGAUAUAAGUAAUAUUAAUUUAAAUAAAGAUAAGAAAGAAAAUAUGAAUAAAAUGAAUUGUAUAUUACAUUAUAAAUUAAUAUUCCCAUUAUUAUUUAAAAAUAAUUUUUUAAAUUUGUUAAAUAUGAAAUUUUACUUUUUUAUUAAUUAUAAAAUAUCUGAUGAUAAAAAAAGUGAUAAUUAUUUCUUAAAUAAAGACAAAAAACUUAAUGCUUAUGAUUUUCUUAAAUUACACUAUUUAAAAAUUAAAAAAAAAAAUCCUAAUUCUUCAUAUGGUAUAGGUGCUAUUUUGUCUAAUAUUAAUGUUUUCCUAAAUUUUAAAUUUUAUAGUAAAUCUAUGUUGCCAUCUAUUAUUUUACAAUUUAAUCAAGAUCAUUCAAAAUUUAAAUAUUUGCUAUAA
This is a messenger RNA of Plasmodium gallinaceum, 2643 nucleotides long. RefSeq names its product conserved Plasmodium protein, unknown function. The transcript has a single exon. The record is from RefSeq and is a predicted model, not a curated record. NCBI's taxonomy places the organism in Eukaryota, Apicomplexa, Aconoidasida, Haemosporida, Plasmodiidae. Bases 1 to 2643 code for a protein of 880 amino acids.